AUGAACUACUUUCUCGUCACCCUCGCUAGUCUUGGCAUGGUCAGUCAAGUCGUGGCUCUGCCGCGUGCAGGAGCAACUGGUAUCGCUCCCGUCGGCGAAGCCCUCAAGCGCAGUGAGGAUUCUGUCGAUGGUACCCAAAUCGCUGAGGGCUGGAAACGCAAUGAGGAAGCCGUCGACGGUACCCAGAUCGCCGAGGGCUGGUAG
Hypoxylon fragiforme is the source of this 204-nucleotide messenger RNA. RefSeq lists its product as uncharacterized. The record is from RefSeq and is a predicted model, not a curated record. NCBI's taxonomy places the organism in Eukaryota, Fungi, Ascomycota, Sordariomycetes, Xylariales, Hypoxylaceae. The transcript is spliced from 2 exons. The coding region runs from base 1 to 204 and encodes 67 amino acids.